GACUCAGUGUAUGGAGAACAUCCUCUCUUUUCUAAAUAGAUCAUGGUUGGGCUUUGGAUCAGCAUUCUUGGAUAUUGGCUCCAAUUACAUCUUUCUGAGUGGAGUUUGGUCUAUUCUUCUAUACCUGUGGUAUUUGAUAUUGAAACCAUUCUUCCCACCACCUUGGAAAAGUCAGGACAUCAAAAAGUACCAGGGCUCAGCUAACAAAGGAAGGAGGAAAUCACUUAAAGGUUGUAGAAUGACCCAGAGAAAAACACAGGAACAGAGAAAGCUGCUGUCUAUUGCGCAAAGCCCCCUAGGCGAAGAGUAUGAUGCUUCCAACUUUCGGCAACUACUGUGUCCAGAUCCCUUCUGUGGUGUGUGUAAUGGAGCAACUGCUAAGAUCAGUCAUCUGCUUUCUCAGGCCACUCACCAAGAUGGUGCUGUCACUAUGUCCAGUAUGGACUCCACAGUUUCUAUGACGGAGACAUCACUGACUUUGUCCCUUCCUCUCCCAGAAAAUACUAUAGAAUAUCCAAUUUCAGACACUACAUAUGAGCCUUCUCUACAGUCUUCCUCCAUUAUUUCAUCUCACCAGAAUGAGUACCUAGAAGACACAUUCUCUCUCUCACCACUGGGUGGCUCUCUACUAUCAGAGUCUAUUCCUCCUGUAAAUGCUAAAUCCCCAUUGGACCAUAAUUCUCUCCAUCCACUUGCCUCUUUACCUCUUCCACAACAAUAUGCCACUCAGGAAACAGAACUGCUUCUCCAACCAACAACUGUUCUCUCUCUGGUGGACAGCCCUAUGGAGCUUUUCACUAAUGUCCCAAUAAACAACGGCAUUUGCAGUUCAAGUCAUGCAGUGUCGGAAUUUAUCCAGCAGCAGACUGAUACAGGCAACUCUUCCCAGUUAGAGUCAGCACAUCCAGUUAACCAAGAGCUUCUUGACCCCUAUUCUUCUGAAUCCUACUUAUGGGGAAACACCUCAACCUACCUCACAUUGCCUGGAAACCUUCACUUUUCCAGCCUUGGUGCCGUGGCAUUACUUGAGACACAAGAUGGAAGGAGGGCUGACUCACUUGAAACUUGGGAGAAAACCUCGGAGUUUGAUCAUCAGAACUUGGCAGUUUCCCAUUCUUUGGGGAGCAGUAAAGAGAGACUUCACACACCCCAGCAUUUGUCUUAUUCCAAGACCUCUGAAGAUCAGUUAGAGGAUAAACAUACCCAGUCCUUCUGGGGACUCCCUUCUCUACACAGUGAGUCCAUGAACUCUAUUGCUACUGUGUUGACUGACAGUUCCCCGAUCUCUGGGUGCUUCAACAGAUUCUCAGAUUCCCCAAUGCUUACCCACCGCACAACUCUGCCCUUGUCUGAAAGUCAACUACAUAACUUGUCCCAAAGUCUGUCCCAAUCUCAGUCCCAACCUGUCCCUCAAGCCAACCUCCAGGCCCAGCUGCAACCCCCAAAUCCAGUGCUGUCACCUCCUUCCCAACUUAGGAUCUGUGGGGUGUAUUUUCACAGCCCCCAGAAUGAGGCAGAACCUCUUGAGCCAUCUGCAAUCCACUGCCUGGAAUACAACAUAUUGAAAAAGGAACAGGAAAGAGUAUGGGGUUUACCCACUGUGGUCAAAAAUUCCCAGCAAGAAUUUUGUCCCCCACCUCCUAAUCCCUCAUUGGUCAGUCAGCUCUCCAAGACCCAUGUUCCAAAGUCCAUCUCUAUUGAAAACUGCCUUAUCACCAGUGAGCUCCAGAAGAAAUUUGAGCACCACCUUCGAAAGAGGCUCAUCCUACAACACUGGGGCCUGCCCAAGAGGAUCCGUGAGUCUCUGUUAUGGAUAAAUCCUCAGGCAGAAUUUCCAGAGUCACAUUCAUCCAAAAGCAACUAUGGGCUUUCAUGGAUCCCCUUCUUUAAGCAACAGAGAAAGAAAGACCUACGCAACACUAUUUUGAACCAACCUGGAAGCUUCCCAGCAAAGCAAUUAGAGGAGAAACUGUUGAAACUGUGUUCUAAGCAAGGCCUAGAAAUGGUUCAAAAACAGCAGACAUGGAGUAACACUAAGAGCACUCUAGAUAGUGGCCUGCAAUCUGACUGUGAGACAAACCUACAAUGCCACUCAGAUAGUCUUUCAUGCAAACCUUUAGGGACCUCAGAGGUGAGCCAAUGUCAGAAAAAACUUGAAACUUCUCUAAAAGAACAUUUGACCACACGUCUCAAUGAAACCAUUGAGGGUCAGAUCACUAGCACUAUGUCCAGGUCAAGAUAUGGUCCUUUCACUUUUACCUCUUGUGUGAACAAGAAAGAACACAAGGCCCAGAAGCCUUCUGAUAUCAAGGAUGGGCAUGUAAAGAACAUAUCUCCAGCGAAAAAGUCUGUCAAGCAACAGACAUCCUUUGACUUAGACAACACCAGCCUGGAAGAUUCAAAGGGCAAUAGACACAGCUCAGAUGUGCCCAAAAUGUUGGCUGAGGUCUUGGAUAAGAGACUAACUUCUGGCAAAACAGUCCAGCGCCCUCAAGCAACAAAGAUAAUUGACAAAAAUGUAUUUAUACCCAAUAAGGUUGGUAAGGGAGGGCAGCUCAGCGGCCUUCAACCAUGAUCUACCAAGAUCUUGAAUAUCAGCCAGUGUAAGAGUGCUCAAGGAGCAGAUGGGAAAACAAGAAAAGCACAAAAUACACUGUUAGCUGGAAGGGCCUGAAGGGAAGAUCAGGUCCCCAGGAGUGUCAGACAUCUGACUUUAACAGUCAGGUGUCCAGGGAAGAGAAAUUUAAAUCAGAAAGCAGUCAGCCCAUACAAGCUCUAAGGUCCCAAAAUGACAUGCUUCCUGUCUCAGAUAAAUUCACUUGCAAACCGUUAUUCAUUCGUGACCAGAGACCUUCCAUCAGGUUCACUUGUCCACAGCAGAGUUUAAUGUUGAACAGCAACAGGAGCCCUGGAUGCCUCCAUAUAUCUUAGACAAUUGCCAGAACAAAAAACUUCCCUCCAUCUGCCCAGAAGGCAUACCCUCUAGCCUGCAAAACAGAAGAGCUUGGUGCAAGUGAUGUUUUUAUUGGUCCAAAAAAAAAAAAAAAAAACAAUGGAUAGGAGACAGUGGCAGACAGAUCUGUACAGUUCCAGAAAUGUGUGGCUUUACAGAAGAAGCUACUGUGUCAGAGGCAGUGCCCAUCCAUGCCCGCCCAGUAGCCAGAAAUUCACCAAAAUCUCAUCUGUAGGUGUCAUUUUGACCAGGCACCUUCAGUUGCUACCCUGAGUUGUACACUCUGUGUCAGAAAGUCCAUCUCAAUUUUACAACAGAAAAUGCUUUUCCUGAAUUUCUCCCAGAAAAAAAUCACUCCCGU
Mus caroli (Ryukyu mouse) is the source of this 3314-nucleotide messenger RNA. Its product is annotated as spermatogenesis-associated protein 31D4-like. NCBI's taxonomy places the organism in Eukaryota, Metazoa, Chordata, Mammalia, Rodentia, Muridae. The record is from RefSeq and is a predicted model, not a curated record.